AUGGCAGGAACCACAAACCUCUCUUCGUCUUCUUCCUAUGUAGAGUUUACGCUGCUGGGAUUCCCUGGAUUCCAUAACCUCAGGCGUAUUUUAUUCAUCCCGUUCUUAUUUGUCUAUGUUGUGAUUCUGGGAACCAACAGUUUGAUCAUUCACAUUGUCAGGACAGAGACCUCCCUACACUUUCCUAUGUACAUACUUAUGGCUAUGCUUUCUGCAGUUAACAUUUGUGGAACCACCACAGUUGUCCCCAAGAUGCUUCUUAGCUUCCUGAUUGACCUGAAUCGCAUUUCUCUUGAAGGGUGUUUAGUGCAGAUGUUCUUCAUCUAUUUUAUCAUCAUGAUGGACUGUAAUAUUCUCCUAAUGAUGUCUCUGGAUCGGUUUGUUGCUAUCUGUAGGCCCUUGCAUUAUGCCAGAAUCAUUAACAAGCACAAUCUACUUCAGCUGACCCUUGCUUCACUUGUACGUAGCAUAUCAUUUGUCAGCCCUGUUAUUUAUCUGGCUUCCAGGGUGCAGUUCUGUAAGUCUGACACAAUACGUCAUUUUGCCUGCGAACACAUGGCGCUCCUGAGCUUAGCGUGUGGAAAUAUCACAAAGAAUAAGAUAGUGGGGUUGAUACUAAGAGUUACCAGUAUUGUCUUUGACAUGUGCUUCCUCUGCACCUCAUACGGCAGCAUUAUGAGAGCGGCUCUAAAGAUCUCUCCUGGGGCCUUGAGACAUAAGUCCCUGCACACCUGUGGGACACACAUUCUUGUCAUUUCCAUUGUCUAUUUUUUCAGCCUAUCCUCAUCUAUUGUCUAUAGGGUAUCCAGGUCUGUGACACAGGAUACACACAACCUGUUAAGUGCCAUCUACUUGCUUUUUCCUGCCCUGGCCAAUCCUCUCAUUUAUGGGUUAAGGACGAAAGAAAUUCAGCAUCGUUUGUUUAAAUCAUUUGGCCGUAAUAUUAUAUCCAAUGGCCAAGUAAGACAAUAA
This is a messenger RNA of Bombina bombina (fire-bellied toad), 972 nucleotides long. RefSeq names its product olfactory receptor 52K1-like. Gene Ontology annotation, cellular component: membrane. The transcript has a single exon. The record is from RefSeq and is a predicted model, not a curated record. The coding region runs from base 1 to 972 and encodes 323 amino acids. Gene Ontology annotation, biological process: G protein-coupled receptor signaling pathway. Lineage: Eukaryota; Metazoa; Chordata; Amphibia; Anura; Bombinatoridae. Gene Ontology annotation, molecular function: G protein-coupled receptor activity; olfactory receptor activity.